UGAGGUUAUCUUUGUAGAUAGGACGUCGUGUUGUAGCGAAUUUCCGUAUAAAAACGUAAUAAUGACUUAUGUAUUAUAAGGAUAUAGAUGAAACAUUAGAGAAUUAGCAUAAAAUGCUAUCAAUUGUCUUACAUAAGUUUUGUUUACUUUAAUUAAUCAAACUAUUUAAAUAAAAGUCUACCAUUUCUAGUCAUAAAAAGUGUAAUACGAUUAAUAAAUAUGGCAAAGAAUCUGUUAAAAUCCUUGAUUCUUACCUCAAAGUCUGUAAAAAAUAAAUCUUCGAUUGGAAUCACAAGUGUAUUAUUUUCUCGGAGGCUGCACAUGGGUGACGCAACUCCAAAAGAAAUAAAAAUUCCUGUGAAAUGGGGUCAUGUAUCUGGUAAGCUUUGGGGCAAUGAGAACGAACAGCCCAUCUUGGCGCUGCACGGCUGGCAGGACAACGCCGGGACGUGGGACACAUUGGCGCCGUUACUAUACAAGAAACGACCCAUACUUGCCAUCGAUUUCCCGGGACACGGGUUAUCGUCAUGGUACCCACCUGGUAUGGUGUACUACCCAUGGGAGUUCGCUCGUCUAAUUCUCUAUAUAAAGCAAUAUUACAAAUGGGAGAAAAUUUCGUUUCUCGGUCAUUCGAUGGGAUCUAUUGCCGCACUUCGCUUUGCCACCUUGUUCCCUGAUGAAGUCACCUUUUACAUCGCCAUCGACAGCCUAAUCGCGGACGAUUACGACUUGAAUGCAGUCAUCGAUAAAUAUCCGACCACCGUGUUGAAAAUGCAAAAGGCACAAUCGCGGUUAAACGAUGAGCCACCUUCUUAUACCCUAGAUGAAAUUAUUAAAAUCUGGCACAAAAGCACAAGGCAAUCUAUCGCCAUGGACAGUGUUAAGUAUUUAUUAACGCGAGGUUCCAAACCUUCGAUGAGUGACCCUAACAAAUUCUAUUUUUCAAGAGAUUCAAGAUUAAAACACACCCUAUUUAAUCCGGAAGACAAGCGUUUCGUGGAAGCGAUCGUUAAAAGAUUGACAUGUCCGACUUUAUAUGUAAAAGGUUUGGACUCUCCUUUCGCGUCAGAUGACUUUUCUGUUGAAAUGCGCGAACUGAUUAAGAAGACAAAUCCAAAAUUCGACUGUCAUUUAGUGCCUGGAACACAUCACUUACAUUUAAAUGAACCUGAAAAAGUAGCAAAUUUAAUACUGCCGUUUUAUGAAAAGUAUAACUUAAUUAAAUAACUAUAUUUUACUUCGUAGUAUGUAUUUAUUUAUUUAACUUAAUAUUGUGAUAGUUUAGCACAAUCUAUACAGCGUUUAUUAGAUGGUUUUCGAGCAUUAGAAAGCCGUAAUCGUAUUAAUAGACAUCUUUUUGUAAAAAGAACAACAAGACAGUAUUACAUUCAUAGCGAAUAUCGCGACACCGAUUUCGCAGUUCGAUUUCUUUUGGUUGUAUCACAAAUGUACUUUGGACUAUUCUUAUCAGCGACUAUAACGAUUUGCACAGAAGUUUAUCGAGAUAAAAACCAUAAAUAGAAUAAGUUAGCUUAAUUACACUUUACAAAUAUAUUAUUUUAUUUUGUUUUAAGUGUCAUAAUUUUUCAAAGCAAUGUUACCAAAGGGCUGUUCGUACUUAGUACUAAACUUUAAAAAAGUUUUAAAAAUACUAAUAAAUAGGGUAAUUUUUCAAUAAGUAGAAGAGGAUUUGGAUUUUGAUUGUACUAGGAUAAGAAUUAUUAUCAAGUUAUAUACAAGUCGUUCAUGUAUACCUAAAUGUUGUAUUGUGAA
Molecule: messenger RNA, 1773 nt
Organism: Papilio machaon (common yellow swallowtail)
Lineage: Eukaryota; Metazoa; Arthropoda; Insecta; Lepidoptera; Papilionidae
Product: probable serine hydrolase
Exons: 3
Coding region: 220-1227 (335 amino acids)
Source: RefSeq, a predicted model, not a curated record